This is a messenger RNA of Cuscuta europaea, 1199 nucleotides long. The record is from the annotation of a GenBank genome assembly. NCBI's taxonomy places the organism in Eukaryota, Viridiplantae, Streptophyta, Magnoliopsida, Solanales, Convolvulaceae.
AAGUUUUUUGCAGUUACUGACCGUACUGUGCAAUAUUUUGAUGAUAAACCGAAAGUGCAACUACGACCUUCUCACGGCUACUCUUUUCUGGUUCAGGCAAAGUCUUGUCUGGUCUUGUUCUUUCCCGAGCUCAGAUCUACCGUGUCAAAGUAAUGGCGGAAGACAAGGAUGCCACGUCAGUCCCUCUCAGUCAACCCGCCGCCAACGAUCCAGAAGACCCACUCAAAUCUUCUCCCAAUUCACCCAAUUCGUCUACUCGCAAGGCUUGUUGUUACUUCCUUCAAAGCUGGGUCUCGAAGAAGUUCAUGACUGGAUGUGUAGUUCUCUUUCCUGUUGCGGUUACAUUCUUUAUCACGUGGUGGUUUGUUCAGUUUGUUGAUGGUUUCUUCAGUCCACUAUACGAACAACUAGGCAUUGACAUAUUCGGACUGGGUUUUGUGACAUCACUAGUUUUUGUGUUCUUAGCUGGUGUGUUUGUCUCAUCAUGGCUGGGAUCUACUGUUUUCUGGAUUGGAGAAUGGUUUAUAAAGCGAAUGCCAUUUGUUAAACACAUAUAUUCAGCUUCCAAGCAAAUCAGCUCUGCAAUAUCUCCAGACCAAAAUACGACAGCUUUUAAGGAAGUGGCAAUCAUAAGUCACCCGCGUGUGGGUGAAUAUGCUUUUGGAUUCAUAACAUCUUAUGUCUUCCUUCAGAAAGAUGAUGGUGAUGAAGAACUGUGUAGUGUGUUUGUCCCAACUAAUCACUUGUACAUUGGUGAUAUAGUCCUUGUUAGCUCCAAGGAUAUCAUAAGACCGAAUUUGUCAAUCCGUGAAGGCAUAGAAAUCAUAGUAUCUGGUGGCAUGACAAUGCCGCAAAGCAUUUCUCCUGUGGAAAGGAUUGCUCGGCAAAGUGAAAGGAUCCCACUUAACAGAAUAAUGUGAUUGUGUUGAUGCACCCAGUUUUCUGUUUUCUGGACUGCCGGUGGGUGAGAGUACUUAUGAUCCAGGGGAUGAUAGUAUGAGCUAGCUGUAUACUUACUGUAAGAAAUUCAAGUUUGAGAAUGAAAUGGACAGCUCUUCAUAUAGUAAUUAGGUGUCUCUGUGUGUAUUAAUUUUGAUAUAUAUACACAUAUUUAUAUUUAUAUACCUCCCAUCGUUGAAAUUAUUUACAUACUUUACCUUUUCUAUUUCUCUUUCUUCUACCUAUCUCUGAAGUCUCAA